UGCACAAGGACCAGGCUUCUCUAACUCUUAUACUUUUUUUUUUUCACCAAGCUGUCCUCCAUUGCAGAAAUACAGACAUUCUGUGCUGGGGAGAAAGGGAGAAAAGAGAAAAAACCAUCUUCCGAAACCUGUCAUGUACAGUACGUAAUUCUUUUAUUAGGACUAGGCUUGAGCUAAGCUGUGGAGUGGCAGUGCCCUCUCUCUCUGCAGGCCACAGGAUUGGGAGAGUAGUAGUAGCCCCUCCACCAAUGGGAGAAGAGAAAGCACAGGAGCAAGGUUACUAUGCAUGAGCAGAGAGGCUGGGUGAGGAGGAGCCUGAGUCGGGCUGUACACUCACAGUAGGCAGCUGAGGCUGAGCUGCGGCGCUAAGCUGUCACAUCCACACACCGAUCAGCAGCUUCGCACUGGCUCUGACUGGCACUGUGCUGCUGCAGUGUGCCCAUGUAGUGCCUGUGCCACCACAGUGCCCAGAUCGGUCUCCCUUUAUUUUUGGGGGCCGGACUGUCUCUCUCUCUCAUUGUAUUAAUAUAUAUCCCACACUGGACUGGACACCUAAGUUGGCACCAAAGGCUGGCACGGGUUCGGCAGGGCAAUGGGUUGUCGGCUCUCUGGGCUCUGGCUAGGUGAUGGCUUGGAGAUAAACGGGCAGGAUUUUUCUCAGGCCAACCAGCAGGAGGCGCUGAGGAUCUUUGGCUGCCGCCAUGAGCCGAUCACUCUUCAGAUAGAUGGCUGGAAGACCCACCCUCAGAGGAGGCAGACAUCAGACUGCAGCACCCAGACAGAGAGACCCUGGGACACCCUGAGAGGCCUUGGGGUCACCGUAGGGUCAUCACCCAGGCUGAGCACUUAUAUUGACAGGCCCUGUUGUAAUCACAUGACCCUGCCACGUGACCACUACAACGCCCAUGAGUACCUGCCCAGCAUUCCCCAUGAUGUAGAAACUAUGGACCGCCUGGGAUACAAGGACCCUGAGUUGUACAGGUACGCACCUAAAGGAAGGGGCUAUCUGAUUGGCUGUUGCAACACUAACAUGGAGGAUCCAAACAGCUUCCUGAACCAGACUGAAGAGGACGAGGCAGUGCGAGAGAAACGACCAGGGUUCCCCCCUCCCCUGCACGAGCUGGACAGUGGGCUGGGCUGCACUGACGGCAGCUUCCACCAGGGGGAGCUGUCGGGGCUGGAGACGGAAGAGGGGGCUGAGGAGCCAGGCUCUUCCCCGUUGGAGCGGACCAGCCAGGAGUCGCCCUCCUCCGAGUCCCUCAUCUCCUCCGAGCUCAGUGACUCCGGCUUCUACAGCGUCAGCACUGGGGAGUUCCGCCGCUUCCAGCGGCUGCUGGAAAAGAAGAUUCGAUUGUACCGUGCCAAGAUGGCGUCCAGGGGCGCUGGCGACGGGGCCAAGAGGGAUCAGGCACCUCUGAGGGAUGGCUUCAGGACACGCUACGACUUGGAGUCCAUCCCCGAGGCUCUGACGUGCCAGCCAAGGGGUGGGUGGCCACAAGAAGCAAGCCCCACCACUGUGGCUCGAAGGUGCAUGAUGGGGGUGUCCUCUGUGCAGUACAUGAAAGCAGAGAGCCCUCGCCUGAGCAGGUACGGCUCUAUCACCAGCCCCAGGCUUUCCCCUAAAACAGGGGCCUCCCCCUGUGGCUCCCCCUGCAGCCAGAACAGAGCUAUGCAGGAAAAGGACUCACUAGCAGACGUGCGAGGGAGAGGCAGCCAGCAGGGGGAGCCCCCGAGCUCAGAACGACGGCAAGCAAGCCACUCUGCUGCGCAGGAGUACAAAACUCCUCCCGAGCAGCCCCAUCACAGGAAACCUGCACAGGACAGCACCCACAAACCAAGCCAGGAUGAUAAAAUCAAACACAGCAAGGUGGGCUGUCACAGUGGCUCCUGGCCAAGAGGCACGGCUGAAGACAACAGGGGAAUACUUCCGGGGGACAUUUGUAGACGUGGUUUGAGCGACAGGCUGGGCCCACUGGAAUGCAGCAAGAAAACGGAGAAGCUCGCAAGCAAGGGGGCUUCAGCUCGUGGGGAUGGGCGAUGCCAAACAUCCUAUCACACCCAACAAGACUGCGCUGCCGGAUCCUGGCCCAAGGCUGCAAGAGGCUGUAGCCAGAAAGCUGGCCUUCACAGCACCCAGGAGGGGGACUUACCUAAGUCAAAAAAGGGGCUUCCCAACCCUCGGGUCCUGAGGAACCAGCUGCUGAAGGCUCGGGCCUCGCGGCUGGCAGAUGAGCGAGGCGGGGUGACCACAGACGAGGAGAUGCGCAGCGAGGUGAAGAUGGGGCGCUACUGGAGCAAAACAGAGCGCAGGAGGCAUCUCCUGACGGCCAGGGAGCAGAGGCAGAGGCGGCUGGCGAGGGGGUCGGGCGGGGAGGGGGCCAGGAGGAAGGAGGCGUCCAGCGUGGUGCUGGAGCUUAGCAACAGGAAGCGGACACAGCUCCGCAACAGGAAGUUACUGGACAGUUGGACCACAAUUGAGGAGCUGCUGACCCAUGGCACCAAGACAGCUGUGGGCACCAGUGAGAUCAUGUGUCCCAGCCCUCUGCUCUCUGUCACCACCGUGUAACUCAGGGACAUGGAGGGAAUCAAUUCAAGUCGCACACAGCCCUUAUGAAGCCAUGCCAUGACAAAACAUGGUAACUUCACACAACCUUACUGGGGAUUGUCCGUAUGUUUCCUCUAAUUUAACCUACUUUUACUAUGGUUUCAGUACACUUUCAUUGUGUGUGCAUAAAAAGAUUGGACCAUGUUAACACCAACAUUUGCAUAACGAGGCUUUAAAAGGGUAAGAUCAAAGAGUGCCAACAGAUUUCAUGCACAUUUAUUACAGUACACUAGCAUUUGAGAUUCACAGACCGAUUCCAACAGUGCUGUUUUAUAUACAAUUAUUUAUGAUUCUUGAAGCAUAUCUCAGAUAGCCUGUUUUUAAAAACCCAUACUGCUAUUUUUACAUGAAAUGCUGCAAAUACUAUUUAACAUGCUUUUCAGAAGAGUCAAUGGCUUUCAGCAGGCAUGUGAUGUUAAAAUAGGAUCAAAUGUGACUUACAGAAUAGCAAGGAUAUGAAUUCUCAAUAAGCCACUGAUAAGAUUUGAUUAGAAUCUCAGGAAAGCUUUAAUGCGCUAGAGUAGUGUGUCUUGUUUGUGUAUCUGCACAGGCAAUCUAUACUGUACAGAUCUUACAAAAUGACAACUGAAACAUAUCUGCACCUGGGUUAGCAUGUAAUAGUGCAGAAUUCCACUGUCAUGUUUAGUGUUAUAAACACACAUACAUAGUCAUGUAAUGAUUUCUAAACCAGACAUGCAUUAAUAACUGGAGACACAGUUUGCAUAGCCUACUGUACAUCCAUCACAUUGUAUGCCCCACAAAAUAUAUCAAUUAUCACAUCACAACUAAUGAAAAUUAUGCAAUGUUUUCUGAGUUUGUAAUAUAGCUACUCUGCACAGUGGCUCCAAUAAAUAUCCACACAUCCUAAUGCCAUCAUUUUUUAGCUAAAUUGCACAUGUAUUCUACCAGUAUCUAAGCACCAUAAACAGCAAGGAUACACUGAAAUCCUCGGAUGAUUAUAACAUAAGUGGGCUGUUCUCAGUCCAUCUCGAGAAUAGCCCACUCUUGAAAAGUACUUAUAAUCCUACAGGGCGGUAUUUAAUGUAAAAGCCAGCAAUGUACUGUAAUACUGGUCUAGAACUUCUCAUGCUGAUGUUGUAGAUAAAACCACCUCUUACUAAUGGUCUGUUAAUGGUAUAUGCUUUUGAAGACAUCUUUGUAUAUAUUGUACAAGCAGUUGUAAUAAAAUGAGAUUUUAAAUGAUAAAAUAAACUUGGGGACCGUCCAUUUCAUUGUCCCUCUACUUAUUUUUGUAGAACACUCUACAGUCCUAGAAAAACCUAUUUUGAUGCAACAGGGUAGUGGUAUUCAGUUUGAUGAUUGUCAUCUGCUUUCUAAUGCCUUUAAAAAAGUUUACAUAAAAGUGCACCACAGAACACGUCUGGGACUUAAAAAAUAGUGUUGAUCAUUAAUAUCUCAGCUGAAUCAACAGUGAAAACAGUUUCCCUUCAAAUCAAUCAGGGCCCAGAGCAGUAGACGCUUUUACCAAGAACUUAAUCUGGAGUCUGAUAUACUGUAUCAUAUCCUCACUUUAUCUCUAGAGACUCCACUUGAUACAAAUUUCAAUAUCAAAACAAGGAUGUGGGGACUAUUUGGUUUUGAAACAUCAGAUAUCUGUACUAAGGCUUGCAUUAUGCCCUUGAAGACAGAAAUCCAGCUGGCCAGAUCCUCCAUCAUAGUUCUAAGCAUGCAGAGCCACAAACAGCUGUAGGCACUCCUUUUAACGUAAGAGAGAGUGAUGUGAAGAGUGCUGUUUUAAAGCAGGGAUUUUCAAUCUUUUAAAGCCCUUGACUGGGGGACUCCACUUCCAAAGAAAGCAUCUCAUCAACAAGGACGCCCAGUUAAAAUAAGGACAGUCCCUGGGAAACCCAAGAUUGAAAAUCCUCGUUUGACCUCCUGGUAUCAUACCUGAGUGAAGAUAAGCCCUGCCACAGCCAGCCUUAGCCAAACAUCACCUCAGAGCUCGAGAUGUACGAGAGGUUUUUGUCAUCUAAUGAAAGGCAGACCAAGGGAUUUGUACUGCUCAUCACCCUGUAAUUCAGUUCCACAGACGCUUACAAAACAGCCUUGUUAAGUUGUCUUGUAGGGGGGGAAAACACUAAAUCCUCCACAAAGAAGUUUCAUCAUCACAGGUCCUUUCAAUCCUGAAGGGAUUGACCUAGCCACCUUGGAGGAUUUCUUCAAGAUCAGCAUAACACAAGGGCCUGGGAACACAAGUAAAAAUUCAGCGUAGGGCCAUGUGAGGCAGAAGAAAGGUGACAUGUCUUUACACAGUGGUUUGUGGGAGUCUGAAACCAGCUCCAGAGCUACUGUAUGUGGUUUAAAACUGCUUUCAUGUAAUCCUUAGACAAACAAAAAGAGGUCUUACAACAUUAAGCCUAUUAGUCCAGGAAACCAAACAAGAAAGAAAAGUUGAACGGCUUCUCAUCUGCAAGCUUUCUUGUGUUCUUAAGAAGAAACUUAUGUGGAGAAAGGAUGCUAUUAUUAAUUACCCUGGCUUUGUGGAGAACCAUGGGCUGUGCCAGUUCCGUUUCACAGAGUGCUCCUUAUCUCCUCAGGUUGUUCAGCUUCUUAUGAAAGCAAUCAUUAUGUUCAUCAUUAGUGUGUAGGAAAGCCUGCUUGUGAAUAUUCAAACUAUCUCAAGUGGCCACUAUAAAAGCCCCCAUGCAUUAUAUACUUUAUAGCAGUCUCUCCCUUGUUUAACUUCUUGGGUAUUCUCGGUGUUCAUUAAAACAUACUUGUCUCUCUUUCAAGACUGUAUUUGAAAUUGUCUUGAGUGGCAAACCCUCAA
This is a messenger RNA of Lepisosteus oculatus (spotted gar), 5396 nucleotides long. RefSeq names its product PDZ domain-containing protein 4-like. The record is from RefSeq and is a predicted model, not a curated record. NCBI's taxonomy places the organism in Eukaryota, Metazoa, Chordata, Actinopteri, Semionotiformes, Lepisosteidae.